Molecule: messenger RNA, 384 nt
Organism: Fraxinus pennsylvanica
Lineage: Eukaryota; Viridiplantae; Streptophyta; Magnoliopsida; Lamiales; Oleaceae
Source: the annotation of a GenBank genome assembly
AUGCGGAGUAUACGAAAACGAGAGUUGCUUGACUGGAUUGUUUUGCUCAAGUGUAUUGAGAGAUUGGAUGUGGAUAUCUCUCACCAAAGUGCAUGCAUUGGUCAUUUGAUCUUUGUUGGAGGAGCCAUCUUUCUUGCUGCAGUUACAACAACAUGUCAUGUCUUUGAUCCAGAUAUUGCUUGCCUUCUUACUGAAGACUUAUUGCCUGCUUGGUGGUGUGUGGCAUCUACAUCCGCUGCCCCGCAUAUGGCCCAACAAUCAAUUCAAGAGAUGGAUGCUGGUGAGGAAGGUAUUGGACAAAAUAGCUUGCAGCUGCAGCUUGUCGGACUGCAGGUUUGCUGUGCCAGAAAAAGGGAUUUCGUAGUCUCAAGUGAAGAAUCCUAG